Messenger RNA from Alternaria arborescens, 2061 nucleotides. RefSeq lists its product as hypothetical. The transcript has a single exon. Bases 1 to 2061 code for a protein of 686 amino acids. Lineage: Eukaryota; Fungi; Ascomycota; Dothideomycetes; Pleosporales; Pleosporaceae. The record is from RefSeq and is a predicted model, not a curated record.
AUGGAACCUCCAAAACUGCCACCGCUUGCCAGGCCUGUUCCAUGGACCUAUGAUCCCACCUUCGUACCAGUCAGCGCCAGAGAGCGAGAGUCCUUCGAUUUGACUGCCGAGACCACAUUCAAUGUUCUGUGCCAGUGGUGUGAGAACUUACUUCGCAAAAGUCCUAAGCUACCAGAGAUUCCGCUCUUCACAGAGGACAGUUCCACUAUCCCUAUUGAAGGACAGCUCGAGAUCGACGAGAGUCUUCUGCGCGACUCCGCCUUGGGUGGUUGUUAUCUAUGUACUCUGGUCUUGAGAGAAACACAGCGCUCUUAUGGAGCGACAGAGAAAACACCUCCUUUUCGGAGCGUCGCUCCAUAUGUUGUGUGGUCAAGGUUAGUAGCCCCUGUGAAUUCAGGUAUUGCUGGGGAUAUGGACGAGGGGUUCGAAGACGAUUACACCUAUGGUUCAACUCAUGGGGUCACAUUGGCCACUCGCCAUGAGGGUGGGAACUUUUACUCCACGUUCUUGAUACGACACCCGCGCACUUCUGAGCCUCCAUCUGCCUUUUGUCGAAGCAUCUAUACGGGUUCGGAUGAAUGUCUGGAACGCUGCAGAGUAUGGCUACAAGACUGUUUGGAAUCCCAUUCAGGAUGCCAUCAUAGCUUACCGUCUAAAGUCCCGACGCGUCUGAUUGAGAUCAUGAACCCUCGCGAGAUCAGACUCGUAGAACCGACGAAUACGGUGCAAUAUUUCGUAUUAAGCUAUUGCUGGGGUGGUUCAGACGUCUUGAAGUCCACAACCGAAUCUCUUGAGGCAUUCAAAUCCUCGAUACCAUUCGAUCAAUUAGCACUCACAAUCCAAGAUGCUAUCGGAGUAGCCUAUAGGCUUGGAUCCCGUUUCCUGUGGGUUGAUAGCCUCUGCAUAUUACAAGACGAUGCUCAAGAUUGGCAACGAGAAGCAAAAGGCAUGUGCGACGUCUAUCGUAACGCCGCAUUGACCAUUGCAGCACUGGGGGCAGCACGCGCUACAGACGGAUUGUUUGCGCGGCGUGAUCCGUUGGUCUUCCAAGGAUGUCAGUUUUACCGAACAUGGAAUCAGACUCCCGACCGUAGUCACCAUUCCCCAAGUGUCGUAAAUCAGUAUGCUUGCUUCAGCAGCAGCACUUUGAAUUCGCGCGGCUGGACCUUCCAAGAACGGGCUCUGUCACGACGUACCUUGUAUUUUGGAUCCAGUAUAUUUUGGGAGUGUAAUUCCAAAUUUGAGACAGAAGGUAAAUUGAACUACGGUGGCUUAGAAGCUCACUUCAAGGCCCUUGUAUUCCCGGCGGUAAAGGGGAGCCCAGUGUUGCAAGAACCUCAUCAAGACGAUACGCUUGAGACGACAGCAUCAAAGACACUUCAAGCUUGGUCGGCUCUGAAAAAGUGGGACAAGAUACUCCUCGAUUAUACACUUCGGAAUCUUACCUACCCCAGCGACAGGCUCCCUGCAAUAGCAGGUCUCAUCGCUCACUAUUCACAACUUAUGAACUGGACGAAUAACUGGGGACUAUGGAAGGACCAUUUGACUAUCGAGUUACUGUGGAAAGUCUUGUCCGAUACGCGUGGUCCACAUCGCAAUACGGCAUGGCCGACCUGGUCGUGGAUUAGCAUACAAAGCCAGGUUUCACUAGGUGGUAGAUUCGAGGGCUUCCUUGCCGAAGCACGCUUUGAUGAACUUGAUGACUCCGCUGUCAUCCUCCAUGGUGUUCCACUCGAAAUAUCAGAGCUCGACCCACAGACCUACAAUCCAUUAGAGGCAGACACGCGGAAUAGGAAGGAAAGUCUGAACAGUGUUGAAUGGGACACCACUGAUAUGAAUUUCGCUGACCGUCCCUUCGGCGUACCUUUGACGUGGGCAUACCUUCGAGAAUAUGCUCAGCCAAACAGUGACAGAGUCAUUCUGCACGGCCUUUGUUUGGUUGCGGAUGGUUCCACAGGUUCAUAUCGACGUUGUGGAAUCAUCAAUUUCGUCACAAACAAAACUACUGCUCGCCAAUACGACAUCCGCUUUCACUCAAAACAGGUAUUUCGCAUCGUCUAA